Molecule: messenger RNA, 2788 nt
Organism: Cherax quadricarinatus
Lineage: Eukaryota; Metazoa; Arthropoda; Malacostraca; Decapoda; Parastacidae
Source: RefSeq, a predicted model, not a curated record
AAGUCUGAAAUGUUUACAUUCCUUAAUUAAGUUGUGUAGUGAGUGUGUCUGCCUGAAACUAGCAACGCAUGUUCUACGACUUAUUAUGCGAAAAUAUUACAACCCAUUAGCCUACAAAAGUCUGUGUAAAUAAAGUUUUUCAUAAUGCGAUUCAAAACUUCAAUACAAAAUAAGCCGAAGCAUACAGAUCUUGUCUCUUGUGUAGGAUGGGUGUCACCUGAUGAAGUUUAUUCUUGUGGGGAUGAUCAUCAACUUCUUCAGUGGAAUUUAGUGUCUAAUGAAACUAACAAGAUAUCAGAUCUACCAUCUGAUGUUUAUCCUAUUGAUUUACACUGGCUUCCUAAAACUGCAGUACAGAAGGCCAAGGCUGGAUCUGAAGUAUUUUUAAUGACAGCAGCUGAUGGAAAGUUUUAUAUAGUUGGACGUAAUGGUCGCACUGAAAAGACAGUUGUUGACGCUCAUCGAGGUGCAGUAUUGGCUGGUCGCUGGAGUCACGAUGGAGCUGGGCUAGUCACAGCUGGUGAGGAUGGUCUGGUGAAGAUAUGGUCUCGCAGUGGAAUGCUACGAUCAACACUGGCACAAGUAUCAGUGCCAGUAUACGGAGCAGCCUGGGCCCCUGAUUCAGAUGCAAUUCUCUAUACAACGGGUACAAACCUCAUUAUCAAACCACUAGCACCAAACUCUAAACCUAUUCAGUGGAAAGCCCAUGAAGGAGUAAUCCUGAAGGUGGCCUGGAACCCCAACACUGGUCUUAUACUAUCAGGCGGCGAAGAUACUCGAUAUCGUGUGUGGGACAACUUUGGUCGGCAGUUAUUUUCUUCUUCUCAACACCAUCACCCUAUCACUGCUCUGGCCUGGUCACCUGAUGGUCAGCUGUUUGCAGUAGGUUCAUUUAACACACUACGAUUAUGUGAUAAAGCUGGGUGGUGCCACUCACUGGAAAAACCCACAACAGGAAGUAUCUUCAACCUUGCAUGGUCUAGUGAUGGCACUCAAGUUGCUGGUGCAUGUGGUAAUGGCCAUGUCAUCUUUGCACAUGUCAUUGAAAGUCAUCUAGAAUGGAAGAAUUACGAAGCAACUGUAACUAGCCGCAAAAGUAUCGCUUUGCAUGAUGUUACAAACGAAGCUUGGGAGAAACUUGAACUGAGAGAUCGCAUAAUAAAAGUCUCUCUUUCACAUGGCUAUAUGGUAAUAGUGACAUCAACACAGGGUUAUAUCUACUCCACACGUAACUGGAAUACUCCCUUCAUCUUUGAAUUAAAAGAAUCUAAUGUCAGCCUCAUAGUACAAGCUGAGCGACAUUUUCUUCUUGUGGAUGGGGUAGGUGUGUAUGUAUACUCUUAUGAUGGCCGAGUGCUUUGUGUACCACGCUGGCCAGGAAUGAGGACAGAUGUUCUGAAUAGUAGAACUGUAUCAUUAUCAAAUGAUACAUUGGCCAUUCGUGAUAAAACAGAUGAGAAAGUGGUUCAUUUGUUUGAUGCAUCAACAGGUAAAGCCUUGAAUGAUGGCAAGCCAUGGUCUCAUAAAUUAGAAAUAAUGGAGCUGGCUCUUGAUAAAGUUGGCACAGCUCAUGAGAGGCAUAUGGCUGUUGUUGACCGUAAUAGAGAUCUCUUUUUAGUAACUCUCCAGCGUGUAGGUACUAUGGGAAGAGCAGUUAAGCUUGGUGGGAUGGUGCAAUCUCUUUGCUGGAAUGAUGGAGCUAAUAUGCUUGCUGCACUUCAGGACUCAAAAUUUAUAGUGUGGUUUUAUCCUGCAGUGGUAUUUGUUGACCGUGAUCUGCAAUCACUUACAGUUCUUGAGAAAGAUGCCACUGAAUUUGGCAAGAAUGCAGUAAUAGACAAUUUCCUAGACUCAGUGGUGACAGUGCGGCGUGCAGAUGGUAGUUUAAUAGCUACCAGUGUUUCUCCUUAUCCAGCACUACUUCAGAACUAUGUGACUACUAAACACUGGGAUGAUGCUGUUAGAUUAGCAAGGUUUGUCAAAGAUGACAUUGUGUGGGCCUGCUUGGCAGCCAUGGCUACAGCCAGUAAAGAACUUAGCACAGCAGAAGUUGCAUAUGCAGCAAUUAAUGAGGCUGACAAAGUCCAGUAUAUUCAUUACAUUAAGGAGAUACCAAUUAAAGAGGCCCGGACAGCUGAAAUGGCAUUAUUAGGUGGCCACAUUGGGGAUGCAGAAGCUCUUCUUGUUCAGUCUGGUCUCUUUUUCAGGGCAAUUAUGUUGAACCUUACCACUUACAACUUUGAGCGUGCACUCCAGCUAGCCAUUAGACACCGCACCCACGUUGAUACUGUUGUGGCCUUCAGACAGCGCUACUUAGCUCGAUUUAACAAGAAAGAAACCAGCAAGCUCUUUCUCCAGUAUGAAAAGCAGGUUCAGAUUGACUGGAAGAAAAUAUAUGAAAAAGUCGAGUUGGAGUACCAAAAAGAGAGGGAGAAACCAAGUUCAUCUCAGCAGAAUUACAGUGAAACAUAAACAGUUCCUAGUCACAUUUUUUUAAUACAUAGGGUGGUUUUGUAGAUUUAAAAAAAUGGAGAAUUUUUAUUAGGGCAGCCUGUAACUUAGUGGUUAAAGCAUUGCACAGUUGAUAGGUCCAGUGGCAUUACUGGGGGGAAGGGGGAUAGCAAGGGCAGCAGUCAUACAUCCCCCUCAACACAUUUUAUUUGCCCUUGCCAUUGCAGCUAUACUUAUUGUAAUUCUGUAUUAUGAUUUAAAAUAUGAAAUAACGCUUGUAUUUAUUGUAAAAUCAUGCCUUAAAAAUAGUCCAUGUACAAUAUAUUUAAAAUUAUUU